GAGGCCGCUCCGCGGGGCCGGCCCUGGCCGCGGCCCCAUGGCCGAGGUGGGCGGCUUCCUGGGCGCGCUGGACCCCGACCUGCACGGCUUCCCCCCCGCGCUGGGCGGGCUGCCCCUCGCCGACUCGCCCGGCUUCCUCAACGAGCGCCUGGGGCAGAUCGAGGGGCGGCUGCAGCGGGGCUCCCCCACCGACUUCGCGCACCUCAAGGGCAUCCUGCGGCGGCGGCAGCUCUACUGCCGCACCGGCUUCCACCUGGAGAUCUUCCCCAACGGCACGGUGCACGGCACCCGGCAGGACCACAGCCGCUUCGGGAUUUUGGAGUUCAUCAGCCUGGCGGUGGGGCUGGUUAGUAUCCGUGGGGUGGAUUCAGGACUCUACCUCGGCAUGAACGAGAGAGGCGAGCUGUAUGGGUCGAAGAAGCUCACAAGGGAAUGUGUUUUCCGAGAGCAGUUUGAAGAGAACUGGUACAACACGUACGCCUCAACGCUCUACAAGCAUCCGGACUCGGAGAGGCAUUACUACGUGGCUCUGAACAAGGACGGCUCCCCCCGCGAGGGGUACAGGACUAAGAGACAUCAGAAAUUCACUCACUUUUUACCAAGGCCCGUGGACCCUGCCAAAAUACCUGCAAUGUACAGAGACCUCUUCCACUACAGGUGAUGUUUCCUGCAGCUGCCCCAUCAAUGUACAUACUUGGGCUCCCAAGCUUUUUCCCAGAGCACUAUAUUAAUAGUCAUUCCAUCAUUCCUGUAAAUGUAGAUGACAUAGGAAAGCACUUACGUUGAAUCCAGACACUGCUGUUCCUCCUUGUUUCAAGCGUAUAUCGAACCUGGGUUAUUUAUGGGGGCGGGGAUAGGGGAAGGGAGGGAACACUGCAUAUAAUCUUUCAUUUUCCUUCACUUUCUUUACUUGGUGGCUGUAAGAGAGGCCAAAUAGUCAGUGUUAUGGUUGCUUAAAAGAACAAACAGGCAAGCAAACUUGUUAACCAGGGAAAAAAAUAAACCAACUAGAAUUCAAGAGAAGGAAGGAAAACAAAAGACCACAGAACUGCUCCAGAUGCCUCUGAUAAGCUCGGGAUGGUUUCUGGCUAAGAAGCAGCCUUUCAGAUGGCACCCUGCUGCAGCAGCCCAGCAGUUUGCUACACAGAUGAUACUACGUGGACUGGUCCUGGUGUGUGGGGUUUUUCCUGCUGUUGGGGUGGGAAUGGGGUGAGGAACAUUAUUCAGAUGUAAGCAUGGAUACUGUGCAUAGGGACAAAACUAUUUAUAAAAUGUAUAUGAUAUUUAUUUUAUAUAUUUAUUUAUUUCAAAAUAAUUUUAUUUUUAAUGAAAGAUGCUAUGACCGGAUUUUCAUCAGGAAGAAUAAGGUCCUACUGAAACAGGAAAAAAAAAAAGAGUUUUAAGAGCUUAUUGGCAAUAAAAUUGUCUUUAUAUUGUAGAUUCCUUGCUAGCCCUUUUUUUUGGCACUCCACAAUGACUAACUGUAAUCAGUAUUUUCUGAUUGAUACGAACACCAUCUAUAAAAAGGCUUUGGAUGGUAAAGAUAAAUUUUAUAAACUUGUACAAGGGCAACAUCAAAUGUGCAGCUGGAAUAGACCUGGCAAGCGUGAGCCCACUGACAUGAGCGGCUGGACAUCCAACAAACCCUGGAACUGCAGAUCCAGUCCUCUGUGGCAGCAGGGACAAAUGAGGUCCUCAGGCCAAGCACCAGCACAGCACAGCCCUGCAAGACCCAGAUGGGAUUGCCCCAGAGCUCUCCUACUGCUGCGCUGAAAGGAACCUCGCUGGCACAGCCAGCACCCUCACAUCCUUGCUGGGGUUGUCCUUACCACAACUUUCUCUCUCCCACCACAGUUUCUCAGCCUCCACUUUGCAAAGCCGUUUGGGUGAAAUUUCAGCCUCUUCAGUCUUACUCCCCACGUUCCCAGAAGGAACAAUCCAGCUUCUUCGUAUCCCAUGUACUGCCAGCGAGGCGGCCGCUUUGGGGGCCGGUGCUCCUGGCCACCUUCUGUCCUCUCUGCCACCUCCCGGGUCCCCGCUGCAGCAUUUGCUACCCAACAUCCCAGCCGGUGCUGCAGCUGUCACAGACAACAGUCUGCAGAUUGCAAUGAAAAGAUUAAAGGAGCUUUACCUUGAAUGAUCUAGACAUGGAGGAAUUUAAUCCCGUGUUUGAAAUAAAAAAUGUUUAUUUACCUUUUUCCUCUGAGUCAUUGCUGAAACAUCUAAUCCUCAGCAGCCAUGUCAGGAGCACGAUCGUUCAUGAAAAGUGUCCUAAAAUGUACUUUUGACCUUAACAAAGGGAAAACUCAGCUCUCCAGCUUCACUUUGCAGCCUUUCCUCCACCGCCCUGGCAGCACCGUCUGCAUCCUGCUGGUGCUCAUGGCUGUCUGGGCAGGCAAAUCCCAGAGGGGCCGCUGAGGGAGGGGGCCAAUGACCCUCCCUGCUGGCUGUCUGCAGCCAGUGAUUUCCUUUACACCUGAAGAUAAAGUUAAUGCUGAAGAUGCUGUUUCUCAUCUUCACAACUGAAGGUAAAACCUGAUCUGAGCAAUGCCAAGUAUGUGCUUUUUGACAACCUGAAAGAAAUCUGAUUUGGACCAUGCCACUGAACUGGUCCUCCAACAUCAGGAUCCAGGAUCAGACUUGGAAGGAGGCUCCUGCUGCAAAGGGAUGCGCGGGCGCAAGAGCGACGGCACAGAACUCCUUUUCAGGAUCUGGGUUCAAAAAAUAGCAUUUGUAAACAGCGAAAUCUGCAAAGAAUUCACUGAAAACAGCUUUGUAGAGAUCGGUACCAUUUCUCAUGUGGGACAUUCUUUAGGGGAAAUUCAGCAUUGUUUAAUCCCACUGUAAUGGUUACUUCCAGCAGGAAUUUACUGAGUUAGGUUCUGGUUCAGCAAAAUACUUAAACGUAUGAGUAAUGUGACUGUACUGGGACCUUAGCAGCAGCAGAAUCGAUGACCACAGACUUUGACUGCGCUCUGAGUUGCAGUGGGUGCAGCCGGCGAUGCACAGCACGUGCAGUACUUCUCUUCCCCUUUGUGUGUGCAUGAAGACACGCUCACGCCUUGCACAGUGAGGCAGAGCUGACCACCAUCUCCUUCAGCCAUCACCCACAGCCGCUCAUCCUGCCAACACCCUGUCUGACACACACUUUGGGCAAACCUUACAGAUGUUGUUCCUCCUGCAGCAGCACUGUGCCUGUUUUGUUCCCACCUGCCAGGGCUGUUUCACACACAAAAACCCACAGAUCUGAAAACACAACCGUAAACAGAGCAAAGGAUGUGGUUUUUUAGCAAUUCUCCAAUUGGAGAAAGCUGGGCAUGUAAUAAUUGAAACUUUAUCCUGGGAACAGCUGUGUAAAGCAGGAGGGAGGAGGUCAGCAGCAGAGUGGGAUGGUUUCCUGAGUCUCACUACAGAGGGGUGCAGACAUGGAGGAAAACUCUCAGCAUAAGGCCAGAGCAGCACUGAGCGCACCGCAGCACAAACCUGGCUUUGGGGUGAGCCAAGGUGUGGGGACAACUGGGAGGAACAAAUGGUGACACACAGGUGGCCUCAAGGACAUCCUCCCAGAGACCCUGCUGCCAGUGGCUUGGGGCCACCCAGGAGAGAAGUGGAGGGGAUUUGCCUCCCCUACAGAACACAAUGGAGAGCCCAAAGCUCCACAGCAAGUCGAGAAAGUCUGCUGAAAGGUGAAGAAGGUGCCCUUCUGGCUGUGCUGCCUCACUGGGCAGAAAGAGACAUGCUAUCGCUGCCAACAGCGGCCAAGAUAAUUGUGAAAGGACACUUGGCAACAGCACAUCCCCAAAGGAGAAGGGCCAGAUUCUUGUUGGUAGCAAGAACGGACACCUGCAUCCCUCAGGCAGUGCCAGUAGCAGAAGAGAAGCCUGGGACCUGAUCUGAAAGGCGAUGUCUUCUCCCCCAUCCCAGCAGCUGGAGCUGACUCCUGGACUGGAAGAUUUGUUGAAAUAUUGGCCAUCUUGAUGGCAGGAGCAGUCUGCAGGGCAGCGUCUGCCUGUCAGUCCAGAAAGCUUCACGUAGACAAAGGCACUGCGAGGAAAUAAAGUGAGAUUAUUGAGUGCUCCUCCCCAGCCACAGGAAUGGAGCACACUAAGGGUAGUAACUGCGUUACCUGGUGUCUCUGUGCCAUUUAUCAGCCCACAGAUGUGGGUAAAUCACUUCUCCACACUCCGGUGAACAGAACGCUUGCCAAGACCUGGCUAGGAAAGCACUGGGUCAGAAGAAACACGGUGAUGACGUGUGCUGAAAAUAAUUCUCAUUUUGGGGCAAACAUACAUUGUAGGUUGAUGCACUUCUUCAAACGCUGCCGACACUGGGGCAGCCAUCCCAGAGAGCCCUCCCAAGGGCAGGGCAGCUCCCUGGGGGAAGCACUCUGUGGCCUAGGCUGUACAGAUGCAGCCCCGACACUGAUUUUAAGGUAAAGUCAAAAACAUCUGCAGUCAGGUAGGGAGAGCAAACAGCAUAAGUCAGCACAAUAGCUGUGAUCCGUGUGUCACCAGCAGCCAAAAUGCUGCCCCAUUUGAGAAUGGGAA
Phasianus colchicus (ring-necked pheasant) is the source of this 4547-nucleotide messenger RNA. It is a transcript of the gene FGF16, whose product is annotated as fibroblast growth factor 16. The record is from RefSeq and is a predicted model, not a curated record. Gene Ontology annotation, molecular function: growth factor activity. NCBI's taxonomy places the organism in Eukaryota, Metazoa, Chordata, Aves, Galliformes, Phasianidae.